This is a messenger RNA of Sabethes cyaneus, 2275 nucleotides long. RefSeq names its product luc7-like protein 3. The transcript is spliced from 7 exons. Gene Ontology annotation, cellular component: U2-type prespliceosome; U1 snRNP. The record is from RefSeq and is a predicted model, not a curated record. NCBI's taxonomy places the organism in Eukaryota, Metazoa, Arthropoda, Insecta, Diptera, Culicidae. Gene Ontology annotation, biological process: mRNA splice site recognition. The coding region runs from base 234 to 1304 and encodes 356 amino acids. Gene Ontology annotation, molecular function: mRNA binding.
AAAUCACGCGUAUAAAUUCGUGACAAAAAUUACUGUUUUAUGCGAGUGAAAACUAUUUAAAACGGUAUAAAAGUGUGCUUAAUGCGGCGUUGAAUCGCUGGUGAUAGUUUAAAACCGGAAAGAACGUUGUGCCGUUGCAUUUAGAGGGAGAAAAUUCACUCCAAAGAAACGUCUGUACAAUAUCGACGGAAGCCAUAUUCGCUGCGAGAUACUUUAAAUCAAAAUAUUCAACAAUGGUGGACUGUGCUAGGCAACUGCUGGAUGAGUUGAUGGGACGAAAUAGGAAUUUGGAUCCUUCGAUGAAGAGCAAAGAGCUAAAUUGGGAAGAUGAAGAGUUCUGCCCUUAUUUCAUCGUAAAGUUUUGUCCGCACGAUCUGUUCGUUAACACCCGGGCGGACCUCGGGCAGUGUGGUAAAUUGCACGACGAAGAGGCUAAGAAAAUGUACGAAAAUACCAAGCCGGGUCGGAAGAAGCUCCAGUACGAGGAGGAUUUUUUGCGCUUCUGCAGUAACAUGAUCAACGAGGUCGAUAGGAAGAUAGUUAAAGGUAAGCAAAGACUUCUUUUGAUGAACAGUAAACUGGAGGGACGGCCACUGUCCAAGCAGCAGGAGCAGAUCAACACGAUGAACGAGAAAAUUAACAAACUGAUGCGUGAGGCGGAGGAAGCCGGCAUCCGGGGAGAUGUGGAACAGGCGCAGGGGCUGAUGCAAAUGUGUGAUCAGCUGAAGGAAGAAAAAGAUGCGCUGGUAAAACAGCACGAAUCAAACGGUUGGUCAGUUACGGCGGAAAUAGCUGCUGCACAGGAGAAACAAAUGGAAGUAUGCGAGGUUUGUGGGGCGUUUCUCAUUGUGGGUGAUGCCCAGCAACGAAUUGAUGACCAUUUAACGGGAAAGCAGCAUUUAGGAUAUUCUAAGCUGCGAAAAGCUGUGGAAGAGAUGGUUGAAGCGAGACGAAAGAGUGUCCCGAGAACAGAGGACCGUUCGACGAGACGAGAUGAGGUUCGAGUCGAUCGACGUGACCGUCAUCGCGAAGAACACAGGUCUAGGGAGCGCGACGACCGUUUUAAACGCGACGAUAGGCGAAGAGAUCGUCGUGAUUAUCGAGACCACCGGGAACGACCGGAUCAUGGUGGUCGCUAUGAGCGACGUGACCGAGAGCGACCGGACAGAGAUCGAGGUGACCGGGAACGGGGCAAUCGAGGAGAACGUAUGGACCGAGAGCGGAUCGACCGGGAGCGAGGAGGUGAUCGCGAUCGUCAUCACAAGCGAUCCGAACGUCACCGCAGUCGAAGUCGUAGCUUUUAAAACUCGAAUCAGGCGUUUAUAAUGCUAUUGGUGGAAUUUGCUUCGCGUUUAAAAACAACUUUUCAAUAGAGGUAUCCCAAGCUUCACAAAAUAAAAAAAACUAGACCAAUAUUAUUAAUUCAUCAUCAUUUAAGAUCGCAUCGCUUUCUUCAGCAUUCAGUCCAGUGGUAUCCACAGCAGCAGCGCUCAGUGUAACGAACCAUAAUUCAGUUUUAGUUUUACUCUUUAGAUGCGCUAGACACAAUGUGAAGCACAUACAAUUAUACAAAAGUAAAAUAGCAAUAUGAUUAAGAAUCACACUUGUUCGUUCGUACGAUUAAAAACUGUAUUGUGACAAUAGUGCAUCCCCCGGGCAAGCAAGUCUGUGUUGAUUGUUGCUUAUCACGCUUACGGAACCAUUACAACAUUACAAUGUCAUCAACGAAUGCAGUAAUUUUACUCCCGGAUAAACAUCAAUAACAGGUACCGUGUGUUUUUAAUAUCCCACUAUUAUAUCCACAACAGUGACUAUUGUUUAUCUAUAAUAAACAAAAGGCGACAACAGUUAAUCGUCUUCAGCACUUAAGACAGUUGAUGUGAUGUCGGUUUUCAACUCUGUAGCUAAAUAGACUUUAUCCAAUUGAAUAUUUCAAUAAACGAACUUUCUUCGUUUCAUACCAUACAACACAAGUUUCUACUUCCAUUGUAAAUUUUGUAUACACUGAACGUUUUCUUACCUCUUAGGUUACAAUUUGAAUUUGUCUCAAAAAAAAACUAAAUAUUUCGAAUUAUCAAUCUACAUCAAUAACACAAAAUGUAGAGGUUACAAAAUAUUAACAUAUUGAACGAAUAGUCAAUAAGUUAUUUGACGCACUUUCUGAUGUACCACAACAUUGUUUCUGAGAAUUUUUCUAACACCAUAUCUUUACGGACACUGGCAAUAGUAAAUGUCAUGAACACGUCAAAUUACGGAACUUAAUAAAAGCAACAAA